This is a messenger RNA of Dendronephthya gigantea, 918 nucleotides long. RefSeq names its product unconventional myosin-VI-like. Bases 1 to 918 code for a protein of 305 amino acids. The record is from RefSeq and is a predicted model, not a curated record. The transcript is spliced from 8 exons. NCBI's taxonomy places the organism in Eukaryota, Metazoa, Cnidaria, Anthozoa, Malacalcyonacea, Nephtheidae.
AUGUCGCAGGAUCAGAACGAACUUCAGAAGAAGAGAGGAGAAGAGAAGUUGAGAAAAAUCAAAGAACAGAUGGAACUGAAAAGAAAAAGGCGAGAAGAAGAGGAAAGGAGAAGAAAACAACUUGAAGAAGAAGCAAGAAUUAAAGCUGAAAUGGAAGCCGAAAGGCGAAGGGCAGAAGAGGAAGAAAUGAAACGGAGGGAACUUGAAAAAGCGAAACAGAAAGAAAUCGAGGAACAAUUAAGGAAAGAGGAAGAAGAGGCAAAAUCUCGACAAGCUGCUCUUGAACAAGAGAGAUUAGAUCACGAACUGGCCUUGCGUUUGGCAAAGGAAUCCAACUCGAAUGUAGAACCCAUGGAGGAACAAAAAGCUAUUAUAAGAGCGGCUUCCUUGAAAGAUCCGAAUAAGAAAUAUGACCUGAGUAAAUGGAAAUACGCUGAGUUAAGAGACACCAUCAACACCUCGUGCGAUGUCGAGUUAUUAGAAGCUUGUAAACAAGAGUUCCAUCGCCGUCUUAAGGUUUAUCAUCAGUGGAAAAAUAAAAAUAAGGAUCGAACUGCAAGUCACGCAAGCGUUAGUAAGCCAACUUCCAGACUUCCCCCGCGUCGACCACAGCGAUAUUUCCGCGUUCCCUUUGUGAAGCCCGGUGACGAGUAUCGUGACAACGACUUCAAGAAGCGCGGGUACUGGUUCGCCCAUUUUGACGGGCAAUGGAUAGCCCGCCAGCUGGAGAUACACCCGAACGGAGUGAACGUUGUCCUGGUCGCGGGCACAGAUGAUCUUGAUAUGUGUGAGCUGAGUCUGGAUGAAACAGGUCUGACUCGCAAACGGGGCGCUGAAAUAACAAAACGUGAAUUUGAAUUUAGUUGGCAGAAAUGUGGCGGCAAAUCAGACGCUUAUAAACAACCGACUUUUGAAUGA